UGUUAAUGUCAUUGUGAUAGAUAUUGUUGUUAUAUUAAUAUUAAAUUUGUAACUAUUAAAUGAAUGAAUUAUUGCAAAAGUACGCAAACGAUUUAAUGCACAACAAUCAUGAAUAAUAUAGGAAAAAUAGAGCAAUUAAUUGAUUUGUGUCUUGUACCAAAACUUAGCAAGAACUAUGAUGAAUGCCAAAACCAUCCUGAAUUUGGAAUUCGUAAUAAAAACUUGGAUAAAAACUUUAGUUUUCUCCUAAAACAACUCGAGGAAGUUAAUUUCAAGACCUGUAAUAAACCCGAAUCGGUGAUAUCGCAACUAUUGAUUUUGUAUUUUGAGUUAUCAGUUAAUACCACAUGGAACGAUGCAAAUUGUUUGAAAUGCUCCGAAAAAUUGAAUUACUAUUUUCAAACAUUCUACGAACUCAGUCUUAUUAAUGUAUUAUCCGAAAAGACUGAUUUCGACCAUCAAGAAAUAUUCGACAAAUGUUUGGAAAACCUGCAUAAGAAGCUGUCUCCAGCUGAAUUCAAAAAAUAUCCAGCGCAAAUUGCUGUAUAUCUUACACUUAUUAAAGAUCUAAAAAGAUAUAAUGUGACUGUAGGACCUUCAAGAAUACUUCCAGCAGCUUUGAACUUGAUAGAUGAUUAUAUAAUAGAGAAUAAGCUCAAUGGAUUAAAGUCUUGCCUUUCCAUAUUGCAGUGCAUGAAUAAGGAUGCAUUUGACAAGGGGAAUUAUUUUGAAGUUGUAUAUUUGAGUCUCAAGAAACUUACAACAGAAAAAGAUAUUGAAGCAACAAAAUUGCUGUUUGAGUGUUUAAUAACUAUGUACCAUAUUCUACCAGCUAAUAGUAAGAAAGUAAAACUAGAUGAAAUGUAUAAUGCAGUACUGGACCAACUUAUUGUUGAAUCUAAUUUAUACAGAAAAGCGGAAUGUCUAAAGUUUAUAAGGACUAUAAUAUCUAUUCAUAAAAUACACUGUUGCAAUAGAAUUAUAUUUUUUGCAAUAAUUUCUGAUAACUUAGACUUGUGCUGCAAUGAAGCUGUGAGUGAAGUGCUAUUGGAAAUUGUACUACAGACUUUAAAAGAAUGGAUCAAGUAUUGCUGGUGUGUAUGGAAAUUUUCUACAGGACAUAAAAUUAUUUCCAAUCUUUUUAAAGUUCUAUAUUGUUGUAAAGAUGAACACUUAAUAUCUGAGGUGCAUAAAAUAAUCGUAACUUUAAUAAAACUGUGUGAUGAUGCAGAGAAAAAAAGUAUUAUUAGUAAUCUAGAAAAUAUUGAUUGUACAAUCGGUAAGAAUUUUAUAGACAGGAUAAAUGCAAUAAAAUCUGAUGUAACAUAAA
This is a messenger RNA of Papilio polytes (common Mormon), 1330 nucleotides long. RefSeq lists its product as uncharacterized. The transcript has 5 exons. The record is from RefSeq and is a predicted model, not a curated record. The coding region runs from base 109 to 1329 and encodes 406 amino acids. NCBI's taxonomy places the organism in Eukaryota, Metazoa, Arthropoda, Insecta, Lepidoptera, Papilionidae.